Molecule: messenger RNA, 1221 nt
Organism: Gilbertella persicaria
Lineage: Eukaryota; Fungi; Mucoromycota; Mucoromycetes; Mucorales; Choanephoraceae
Product: phosphoribosyltransferase-like protein
Exons: 8
Biological process (GO): 5-phosphoribose 1-diphosphate biosynthetic process; purine nucleotide biosynthetic process; ribonucleoside monophosphate biosynthetic process
Cellular component (GO): ribose phosphate diphosphokinase complex; cytoplasm
Molecular function (GO): magnesium ion binding; ribose phosphate diphosphokinase activity
Source: RefSeq, a predicted model, not a curated record
CUAUGCGUAAUACCAAAAUUCUGGCUGGUUCUUCUCACCCUGAGCUUGCUGCUCUUGUCUCAAAGCGUCUUGGGACACCACUUUCUGACUGUACUUUAAAGAAGUUUAGUAAUAAAGAAACCAAUGUUGAAAUACGUGUUUCUGUUCGUAACGAGGAUGUUUUUAUUAUCCAAAGUGGUAGCAACAAUAUGAAUGAUAAUAUUAUUGAGCUUUGUAUCAUGAUUCAAGCUGCUCGUAUUGGCUCAAGUAAGCGUAUUACUGCUGUUCUUCCUUACUUUCCUUACUGUAAACAAAGUAAGCGUAAAGGUAGAACAAGUAUUACUGCCAAACUUGUUGCUAACAUGUUGGCUGUUGCUGGUGUUGACCAUAUCAUUACCAUGGAUCUUCAUGCUUCACAAAUGCAAGGUUUCUUUCAACGCCCUGUUGAUAAUCUGUAUGCUGAACCUGUUAUUGCCCGUUGGAUCACACAAAGUGUUCCCAACUGGCAAAACGGUGUCAUUGUGUCCAAGAAUGCAGGCGGUGCUAAAAGAGUUACUUCUUUAGCUGAUGCUCUUCGUCUUGAUUUUGCUUUGAUUCACAAGGAUCGUUCUCGUAUGGGUCCUCAAGGCCACAACCGUCCUUACAGUGGCAUGCCCAAGCAUGGUGAAGGUGACAGUGUGCGUGUUUAUGAAGAAGACGAUAACGAAGAAGAUGAUUUGACUGCUUCCAUCUCAUCUCUGAAUGAAGCGGGCACGAAUGGCGAUAUCUUGAAUGCUGCUGUCAGUGUGGUUGCUGAUAAGGAUGGUGAGAGUACAAUUACUUUGGUGGGUGAUGUCAAGGACAAGAUUGCCUUUUUGACUGAUGAUAUUAUCGAUAAUGUGGGUACCUUCUUGGAUGCUGCUGAACAUUUGGUUCAUAAAUGUGGUGCUGAUAAGGUGUAUAUCAUUGCUACUCAUGGUGUCUUGAGUGGAGAUGCUAUUCAAAAGAUUGAAUCUUGUGAUAGUGUAUACAAGUUGGUUGUCACCAAUACCUUCCCUAUUCCAAAGGAAAAAAUGGACCAAUCUUCUAAAUUGGUAGUCAUUGAUAUUUCUUAUACAUUAGCAGAAGCCAUUCGAAGAACACACAAUGGUGAAAGUGUUAGUUAUCUCUUUAAUCAUGCAGAAUAAAAUAGAAUACUUGUUAUAAAAAAGAGUUAAGGAGCAUAUAUAUAUAUAUAUAUAUAAUAAAGAAGGGAGGAGGGGG